Apodemus sylvaticus (European woodmouse) is the source of this 480-nucleotide messenger RNA. RefSeq names its product alpha-ketoglutarate dehydrogenase component 4-like. Gene Ontology annotation, biological process: 2-oxoglutarate metabolic process. Lineage: Eukaryota; Metazoa; Chordata; Mammalia; Rodentia; Muridae. The record is from RefSeq and is a predicted model, not a curated record. The transcript has 3 exons. Bases 1 to 480 code for a protein of 159 amino acids.
AUGCAGUCUCCUUCCCAGCUGAGGAACACUUUGUUCUGCACCAGGGCCCCUCCCAGCCCAGCUGCAGGUAGCGGUGGUAGCCAGCAGAGGUACACCCUGGGUGGAGUAUGGAGACCAGACACCAACAUGCAGAUUCCCACCUCACAACAGUACCACGAAAGCCUAUACAGGGGAAAGAUGGCUUCUGCGAGCAGGGUGGUGCAGGGAGUGAAGCCCCCUGCUCCAUCAAUACGGGUCUCUAACAGGAGAGACGGUCCUGGGCUGGAGAGACGGCUCAGCGAGGCUUUGGGAUCUACUGCAACACCCUCCUUGUCCUCUGUCAAUUCACAGCAUUCUAAAGGAAGCCCGUCCCCAGGUUUCCUGAUGCAUCAGGGGCCACCAGACACUGCAGAUCGAAUAAAAACAUUAUCUCGGAAACAUAGAAGGAAACCCAUGUCUCAAGAGAAAAUGGAAUUUACCCAGCGUGGAAGUCCAGAGUGA